UUCUUGCACCAACAAUGCAUACCAAACCAAUCUUUUGGGUAGGGAGAGAGAGAGAGAGAGAGAAUUGAUUCGGAAAAGCUUCAUUCCAACAUCCAUGAGAGGGAAAGAGAAGACCCCCAGAUCAAAACAACAAUCGAAAUAACACGAAAAUUCGAAACCACGGGAAAGAAUGGGAUCUUCUUCUAUCCCGAACGGCCUUCUCUCCCUCUCCCUCGCCGCCUGCCUGCUCGUUCACCUGUUCCCUUUCGGCUCCGCCUACCCCAAGGACCCGACUAUCUCCUACCACAACGGCCCUCUGCUGACCGGAAACGUCAGCCUGUCCUUAUUGUGGUACGGAGAAUUCUUGCCCGUCGAGAAGACAGUGGUCCGGACAUUCAUCGAGUCAUUGGGCAUGGAAAAGAGCAUGAGCUUCCAGUCUGACGUACACUCUUGGUGGCAAAAGGUUCACAGUUACCUAGAGCUCACCGAGAAGAAGAGAUCCAAGGGCACGGUGCGAAUCGCAAGAGAAGUCGAUGACGAGAAGGCCUCUCUCGGACGUGUUUUGGGGAACGAAUCGCUCCCCGGCUUGCUGCAGAAGGCGACCGUCGGGUUGGCUAACACGGUCGCUGUCAUCUUUGUUUCCAAAGGGGUUAAGAUGGUUGAAGCAUGCAAGCUUCCGUGCUACCUGCAUGGAGUACUGGGUAAGCAAGUUUACAUAGUGGUUGGAAACCUAGAAGAGGAGUGUCCAGGCUCAUGUGCUGUACCCUUCCACAGAUCAAGAAAUCCCUUCAUGCCUCCAAACGCCGUAACGCUUGAACCGCCCAGCGGAAACCUGGGUGCCGACGUCAUGGUCAUCCACUUCGCCUCAGCCUUGGCUGAUACGGUGACCAACCCGUUUGGCAACGGGUUCUUCGGUACCGAAUGGGGCCAGGAUUCUCAGGCUGCAACGGUUUGCAUGGGCUUAUUUGCAACCGGGGCGUUCCCCGGCUACCCCGGUAAUGUCCGGGUCGACCCUUACACUGGUGGGGCGUUCAAUGCACGUGGGUUGAACGAUUCUAAGUUCCUCUUGCCUGCUCUGUGGGAUCCCAAAACUGAUGAUUGCUGGACCGUAUUGUGAUUUCAGCUAUGUCGAGUGUCUUUGGAUUAUCGGGAGAUCAACUCUAUAAUUUUAUAUAAUUCAAAUCAUAUUUAUUGGUUCUUGUACA
Molecule: messenger RNA, 1184 nt
Organism: Rhododendron vialii
Lineage: Eukaryota; Viridiplantae; Streptophyta; Magnoliopsida; Ericales; Ericaceae
Product: protein EXORDIUM-like 2
Exons: 2
Coding region: 170-1096 (308 amino acids)
Source: RefSeq, a predicted model, not a curated record